This is a messenger RNA of Carcharodon carcharias (great white shark), 4041 nucleotides long. RefSeq names its product von Willebrand factor A domain containing 3A (gene vwa3a). The coding region runs from base 60 to 3218 and encodes 1052 amino acids. The transcript is spliced from 29 exons. NCBI's taxonomy places the organism in Eukaryota, Metazoa, Chordata, Chondrichthyes, Lamniformes, Lamnidae. The record is from RefSeq and is a predicted model, not a curated record.
UUAAGCACUUAGAGCUCAGGUUGGACAUAAUUGAUAAGUUUGAAUCCAGACUUCAUGAAAUGACUAAUCUUUAUCACCAAAGGAUGGAAUGGCUGAUGGAAGGAAGCAGAAAGAUGUUCGGGCUGGUGAAAGGUUCUCGGGUCGGUCUGCUUAUUGAUUCCUCUGCUGCAAACUGCGGACUUGGACGACUGCAGGACUUUCAGACAGCUCUCCUGUGUCUACUGGAUGAACAGCUCUGUUACAGGAAGCAGUUUUAUUUCCUAUCCUUUGGUAGUGACCUCUCCUCACUCUGGGAGACCCCACGGAAUGUUAACAUUCGCACCCUGGAUGAAACCCGGCAGUGGGUUCAAGAUCUCCAGCCCAGUGGGAGCUGCAAUCUGUUAAAGGCCAUGAAGAGAAUAGUGAAAGUGAGGAAGCUGAAUGCUCUGCUCAUUAUACUGGGGACAUGUCCUGAUCAGACUGCAGAAAUUUUGGCUGACUAUAUGCAGCAGUGCAUGCUGGGAAGGUAUCUGCCUAUCCAGGCUGUCGCUUACAACUGUAGCCAUUAUAUGACACAUGCGACACUGAGGGCACUGGCAGAAGUCUCAGGAGGACGCUACCAUUCAUACUUCACAGGCCAUCAGACACAGAGGUGCUGGAACAGCGAUAUUGAGGCCUUGAGGAAGGAACUGCAGCAGGCCAGUGACGUGCUGGAGAAGGUACAAGAGAUGCGACAGGGCCUGAUGGGAGACACUCUCAGUGAGGUUAUGGAGGAGAUUUCAUCUGAAGUUGCCAAGAUACAGCCCACUCGAUUCCUACCCCAGCCACCCAAUCAUGAUGGACCUCUCUGUAUCGAGACCUCCAGCUUCCUUCCCAAGACCUCUGCAGAUUGGCUGAGGCAAAACAGCUUGAAAGCUAAGAAGCUCAGUCUGUACCAAGUGUUGGCACCGAAUGCAUUCUCACCACUGGAGGAAUUUGUGCCGAUUCUUCGCAAGACCGUGUCCUCGACUCUACAUGGGAAAGUGAUGAUGCAGCUUGAGUGGCAUGAUGGGACAGUGAAAAAUGUGCAUGUGGAUCCCCCUUUGUUAUAUGAGUAUCAGAAACAGCUUGGUCGAGCUAUGAACAGAUUUGAGCGUAGGGCUGACUGGCUGUCCACUAGUAGCAGAAGGAUGUGGGGCAACGUAUGUGAAAAGAGGGUGAUGAUAUUAGUGGACACCUCACUCUACAAUUCAUUGCACAUUAUCCACAUCCAGCACUCCCUACGCCUACUGCUUGAACAACAGAUGACGAAUAAGGAAAGAUUCAACCUCAUAGCGUUUGGUUCUGAGGUUAACCAAUACCAGCCCCGCAUGGUGUUAGUCACACCAGAGAGGCUACAGGCUGCCUGGAGAUGGGCCUUAACUCUGCAGUGCAAAGGCAGCCGGAAUCUCCUGGGUGCGUUGAGAGCAGUGAUUGAAAAUGAUCUGAGUGAACAGUGGGAUCCCUGUGGCAUGUACCUUCUUACCAGUGGAGUACCUGACCAGGGGAUGGACAUGGUCUGUUCUUAUGUCGCUGAAAUCUGUGGAGGUUGUGACCUGCAACUCCACGUCUGCCUUUUCAGCCUCGGCCACGUCAAUCUGAGCGGGACGGUGCCUGCGCGUUACGCCUCUCCGCAAGAGACAGCGUGCAUGCUGCGGGAACUGGCUCAGUCAGGGCGGGGGAGGUUCCACUGGUUUCAGGAAACAGGUAUUAUAGAGAGUGACGACAUUUGCCUUAUAUUGGCUGAAAUGGAGAAAGCUGCCAACUAUUCACAGAAGUGUGCUGUGCUGGUCGAGUCUUUAAGGAGACGCACGGUGAAGCAGUCCCAAGGACCACCAGUCUCGGGGGACAGUUUGAAGACGUUGGUGAAAAGGGAGAAUCGCUGCCCUCAAAAGCUGCUCUUUCCAAAACCCACGGCACUGACCCUGGCCAGAAUGCAAGCCAGAGAGGAAAGUGGUGAAGAAACCGGUUCAGCAGUCAGAGCCCUGACCUGGCGUCCAAGCAGUGGGAAAGCAGUCAUCCCUCCAGCUCAUUCUGAAAAGAAGUGGAUUCACACCUCUGUGGAAAAUCACACGAAGCAGAAUAAAACAGCGAAGGUUUCAAAGUCGAUGUUUUACACAGAGGAUGGGAAUAAAGUCGGUGCUGUUUAUCAGAAAUACCCCAAGAUGAAGAGUAUGAGGAAGACCAUUCCCUUUGUAUAUCUGCCAAAAGAAGAGGAGAUUUGUUCGACCUCACUGUGGUUACAGAAAUUUGGUAUUAAGAAGCUGAGAUUGGAUCUGCAUAAGCUCAUCUCUGGCCUGGACUGUGUGCAUAAGAAGCAACUGGUGAGGACUUUACACAAAAGAGUCUCUGCGAAGUAUUGUGCAGCCUUCCCCAGAGUGGAGAUCAAUGGUGUGGUGAAGCACCUACAGUUACAUCUCCAUGAGCUGGAAGAAUAUAUUGAACAAAUGGAGCGAGUCUUGUGUCGAUACCUGCAGCGAUUGCAGUGGCUACUAUCAGGAAGCAGGCGCUUAUUUGGAACAAUCCUGGAGAAGAGAGUCUGCAUUUUGCUGGACACCUCGGGCUCGACUGACCCUUAUUUGCCAGCACUGAAAAAGGAGCUCACUUCCUUGAUCUGGGAACAACUGAGGAAGAAUAGCCACAGCUUUAACUUGCUGUGUUUUGCUGAGCAUGUUGACACUUGGCGGGAUUGCCUGGUGGAAGCUACAGAUGAAACAUGUCACGAAGCUGUUCAGUGGGCCUCAGGAGCCAUUGCCCAUGGAAAUACUUGCACCCUGGAGGCCUUACAGAAAGCCUUUCAGUUUUUGGAUGUGCAGGGGAUAUACCUCCUGACUGAUGGAAAGCCAGACACCAGCUGUAGUCUAAUCUUGAAGGAAACUCAACAAAUGAACCAGGGACGAGGUGUCAAAAUUCACACCAUUUCCUUCAACUGUAUAGACAGCACCGCAAAUGAGUUCCUCAAAAAAUUGGCAGCCCAGACCAGAGGCCGUUUUCACCAUUGCCAUGGAGAUGUUGAUGGGCAGCUGGCAGCACACAAAAUGCUAGCAGGAGGAUUUUCAGAUGAAGACGAUCCUAAUCUUCCUGCAUUUGAGGGAGACGAUUUAAAGAGACUUUCUGGGGAAAUCAAUAAAGCUAGACAAUUCCUAACACAAGCUAAAUCCUUCAGACACUUACUUUUGGAAAAACAAAUGAAACCAGAUCAGACGGUCCCUGGAACUUAGAGCACAGCACUAGUUGGUGAGGACAAAGCAGAAUGAAUUGUAAUCAUUGUCUCCUGAAUUCCAUCAUUAGAGGAAGUAUUACUUUAUCUAACCUAUCAAAUCUCUUUAUCAUGUUAAAUACCUCGAUUAGAUCACCCCUCAACUUGUCUAAACUCAAGUGAAUACAAGCCAGGUCCAUGCAACCUGUCCAUUAUAAUUUAAUCAUUUAAGCCCUGGAUGGCAGGUAUCAUUUUGGUGAUUCUGCACUGUCAAUAUGUCUUACAUUCUCACUCAACUCUAGGUAGAUCCUCUAUUCUGACACUUCAGUGCAGUACUGAGGCAGCACUGCACUAUCGAUAAUGUGAUAUUUCAGAUGAGACAUUAAACUGAAGCCCUGUCUGUCUGUUCAGGUGGACUGUACAAGAACCCCUGGCUCUAUUCAGAGAAGAGCAGGGGAAAUUAUCCCAAUCACCUGGCCAACAUUGUCCCCUCAACCAAAACUAACUAGUCGGUUACUUAAAGUGGUAGGAUCUUGCUGCAUGAAAGGUUGUUGGCUACAUAACAACAGUUACUGUGCAUCAAAUACAAUUCCUUCUGAAUGGAGGCUCACAUCUAAUGGGACCUGGUACUAACUUCACAAACGAUGCUUCGAAACAAGGAUAUCUGUUAGAUUUGCUCGACAAAUUUCCAGGCACUUCUUCAUGUGAUUUCAUGUUACAUUUUAAAAUGUUUUAUUUCAUACUGAAUGUAAUUUCUGUGAAUUACAUGAAUAAUUUACACUCUGAUUUUGUAGAUGUGUGUCCUUUAAUUCCUUAAUGAUUUGUAAUUUUUUGUACAUUUUAUG